AUGUCACAAGAGGAUGCCGUGCAGGAUCAGGUUACGCUCUAUGAGUCCAGCACUCAACUCGCUACCCUCACAACGCUCCCUCGGACUGACAGCAGAGGGGGUCAAGAGGUGACCUCUACGUACAUCGACGAAAUUGUGCCCAUAUUGAACCUAUCGGACUGUGAAGAAGAACAUCUCACAAACCUCUUCUACUCAAAUUUCCAUCCAGCACACCCGAUCCUGGUGCCAAGAACCUUCUAUCGCAAGGAAGCUGUUCCACGCUACCUGCGGCUGGUGAUCUGCUUCGUUGGGAGUCAUUAUGCCACAGGUCGCCAUAGUCGAGACAGCCUUGCACCGGUCGUAGCACAGGCGAUGACGAGUACCAUUGACUGCACCGCAUCUCGUGUACAAGCAUUAGUACUCUACACAAUCGUCUUGCAUGCCUCGCACCAAGCUAGAGAGGCAUCGUCGUGUAUUUCAGAAGCAGCGAAAUUGGCCAUUGACAUUGGCCUCGACCGACCUAGCUUUGCAACGGAUAUGGCACCUCACGACCUUCGCCAGCAAGAGAGCUUGCGCCGGAUUUGGUACGAGCUGUACAUUGUCGAUGGCUAUAUGGCUGCUCUCUCAAGACAGCCUAGUUUCCGCAGCAAUAGUGUUGGUACGCAUCCAUACCUACCGUGCGAAGACUCGCUGUAUGCUCGUGGAGUCUGCGACCUCCAUCCUCGAUCACUCGCUCAAUUCGACGAUAGAGUGUUUGCCACGGCACCGUGCACUUUCUCCUCAUACUGCUACCGCAUCGACGCCAUCAGAAUCAUUGCUCGAGUGUUAGCUGUUGCGGGUGCAAACGACGCAUGUCCGGACGAAGUACAAGCGGUGGACAAUGCCAUUGCGAGCUGGAAGUACCAUCUUCCAUCCAACAAAGCCGACGUGAUCGAUCAAUAUGGCAAUGUGGACCACAUGCUUUUCCAGGCCAACGUCUUUAUACAAUGGGCAACAAUCCUUCUCCACUUUCCACGAAGUGACCUACCCAUGACCGUACCAACAGACGAGAAUCUGGCAUGCGCAAAGGAUCUUCCUCGUAUUUCCGCAACGUCGGCUCAGCAUACUGUGAAAGCUGUAGCGGCCUCAAAGGAGCUCUCGAAUCUUGCAGCGCUACCGUGGUGCGUUACACUCUCAGCAUGCUCGAGCCACGCCCGAACGUGCCUUCAACAACAUCGUGAUCGUGUCACGCUUAUGAUAGGCGCUCUGAAGACGCUUGGCAAGACAUGGGCGGUAGCGAGGAAUGCCUUGCAGCAUUUGAUGAAAGUGGCACACAAUAUUUUCUGCACUCAGAGUGCUGGGAGUAGUCCGGUAGUGUGCAGUUCUGUCCAUGACAGUGGGAUUGGUCUGGACAGUAUACCCGGUGACAUGUCGUGGUUCGAUUUGUUCUCACUGGAUGAGCUGUCGGGUGGUGUGCCAAUGGGAUUUGGCUUGGGAUCUGGUCCGCUCGAAUCAGCGGCAGCAUAA
Recurvomyces mirabilis is the source of this 1485-nucleotide messenger RNA. RefSeq lists its product as uncharacterized. Lineage: Eukaryota; Fungi; Ascomycota; Dothideomycetes; Mycosphaerellales; Teratosphaeriaceae. The record is from RefSeq and is a predicted model, not a curated record. The coding region runs from base 1 to 1485 and encodes 494 amino acids. Gene Ontology annotation, molecular function: zinc ion binding; DNA binding. The transcript has 2 exons. Gene Ontology annotation, biological process: DNA-templated transcription.